AUGGCCACCAUGGGCAUAGAUCCUAUUGCUGUGGUUAGAGAAUUUAUUGGAAACGUUACUGAUGUUGAUAGGUUAAAUGAGGAGAUGACCCACAUGAGAAUUCAAGAUGAUAAAGAAAUGGAAGAUACAAUUGUAUAUGGCAAUUUAACAGAGACUGGUAAUAUAAUAGUAACUGCAAUAGGUGGAAGAAAUGGCCAACCAAAACAGACAAUCAGUUACAUGGCAGAGAGAGCUGUUGGACAAGGAGCCUUUGGAGUUGUGUUCCAAGCGAAAUGUUUAGAAACAGGAGACAUAGUUGCAAUAAAGAAAGUCUUACAAGAUCGGAGAUACAAGAACCGUGAGUUACAAACAAUGAGGCUAUUUGACCAUCCUAACGUAGUGUUUUUGAAACACUGCUUCUUCUCAACAACCGAGCAAGACGAGCUUUACCUCAACUUGGUUCUUGAAUACGUUCCAGAGACAGUUCACCACGUUAUCAAACACUACAGCAACAUUAACCAACGAAUGCCUCUUGUUUACACCAAACUCUACACUUAUCAGAUAUUCAGGUCCUUAUCUUACAUUCACCGAUGUAUAGGCGUGUGUCAUCGCGACAUAAAACCUCAAAACUUGUUGGUGAAUCCAAAUACUCAUCAAGUGAAGCUAUGUGAUUUUGGAAGUGCUAAAAUGUUGGUUAAAGGAGAGCCAAACAUUUCAUAUAUAUGCUCAAGGUAUUACAGAGCACCUGAGCUUAUUUUUGGAGCCACUGAGUAUACUACAUCCAUUGAUGUCUGGUCUGCAGGUUGUGUUCUCGCUGAGCUUCUUCUUGGACAGCCAUUGUUCCCUGGUGAGAGCCGUGUUGAUCAACUUGUAGAGAUUAUAAAGGUUUUGGGAACACCAACAAGGGAAGAAAUCAAAUGCAUGAACCCAAAUUACAAAGAGUUCAAGUUCCCACAGAUUAAAGCUCAUCCAUGGCAUAAGACAUUUCACAAGAGGAUGCCUCCAGAAGCUGUUGAUUUAGUGUCAAGGCUUCUUCAGUACUGUCCCAAUCUCCGUUUCACUGCUCUUGAUGUAUUGGUCCACCCCUUCUUUGACGAGCUUAGAGAUCCCAAUGCAAGGUUGCCUAAUGGACGUUUAUUUCCACCGUUAUUCAAUUUCAAGCCUCAUGAGCUUAAGGGUGUGUCUCUGGAGAUGGUGGCUAAGUUAGUACCUGAACAUGCUAGGAACCAGUGUCCCUGGCUCGGCUUGUGA
Messenger RNA from Eruca vesicaria subsp. sativa (arugula), 1230 nucleotides. The record is from the annotation of a GenBank genome assembly. NCBI's taxonomy places the organism in Eukaryota, Viridiplantae, Streptophyta, Magnoliopsida, Brassicales, Brassicaceae.